Molecule: messenger RNA, 1047 nt
Organism: Synchiropus splendidus (mandarinfish)
Lineage: Eukaryota; Metazoa; Chordata; Actinopteri; Syngnathiformes; Callionymidae
Product: alpha-synuclein-like
Exons: 6
Coding region: 192-575 (127 amino acids)
Biological process (GO): synapse organization; synaptic vesicle endocytosis; chemical synaptic transmission
Cellular component (GO): cytoplasm; neuronal cell body; axon terminus
Molecular function (GO): cuprous ion binding
Source: RefSeq, a predicted model, not a curated record
CAAGCAACUUGUUUCAACGAAACGCGGCGUCGCACGCUUGGCUUUUGGACGCGAGUGAAAUCGCACCUGCUCACUUGCGCGAAGCGAGCGCCCAUUCACACGAUCCUACAGGUGGAAUUUUCCUCCGCUGACAUUUCACUCGAAGCGUCCGAGAGACAAACUGCGGCGAUUCGGGGUUCAUUCAAGCCAAGAUGGACGUGUUGAAGAAGGGUUUUUCCAAAGCGAAGGAAGGUGUCGCGUCAGCGGCACAGAUGACCAAGCAGGGAGUGACCGGAGCCGCGGAGAUGACCAAGGACGGGGUCAUAUUCGUCGGGACCAAAACCAAGGAUGGAGUGACCACAGUUGCAGGAAAAACUGUGUCUGGAGUGUCCCAAGUGAGUGGAGCUGUGGUUACCGGGGUAACGGCAGUGGCCCACAAAACAGUGGAGGGAGCCGGUAGUAUCGCCGCCGCCACUGGAUUGGUCAAGAAGGAUCCUGCCAAACAAAACGAUGACACAUCUGUGGCAGACAAUUUAGCCGAAUCACCAGUUGGGACUGACUCUGCUGACGUCACAGAGGAUGACACUGACGAUUGAACAGACGCCAGAGAACGGAAAUCAAAGGUCACGACUGAAACAUUCCACAUCUCCCUGCCAAUUCCCAUCGUGCCUAACCGGAGUCUGUGCCCAGCAUCCUCAUGUGUGUGCCGUGCGUCCUGCUGUUGCGUGUGUCUCUCCGUUGUGCAUUUUGCACUUCAAGUGUGUUUCCCGUGACCCGCUGCCCUUUCCAGUGACUCCCUCCCACUGAGAAGCGCACCGUGUCACCAGGUGUGCGUGUCAACGUGGCGCUCCUCGACCAUCACCUAAGUGUCUGAAUAUGAGUGACGGCUUGAUGGAGAAAGUCUUAUUUUUUGUCUGUUUUCUGUGGUGGACUCUGAAGUGCUAAGCUAAUCGUGCAAUCGUACUUUGUAUGUAACCAUAGCGAUAAUGGUUCAAGAGCAUGUGAAACAAUCAGUGCUGUUUAUUUGAAUCGUGGGUGUUGAAUAAAAUGUGUACAAAGGUGUUGUAA